Molecule: messenger RNA, 2061 nt
Organism: Cyclospora cayetanensis
Lineage: Eukaryota; Apicomplexa; Conoidasida; Eucoccidiorida; Eimeriidae
Exons: 4
Coding region: 1-2061 (686 amino acids)
Biological process (GO): ribosomal large subunit biogenesis
Cellular component (GO): nucleolus; preribosome, large subunit precursor
Molecular function (GO): protein binding
Source: RefSeq, a predicted model, not a curated record
AUGGAGUUUGUAGUAGGGGACCAGUCGGGUCUGUGCAAGGAGCUUUUUUGUAGUACCGGCGGAAACCGCCGGACACGCAUCAUCAAGAAGGCCAAGCAGGAUCGCUCCUUGGCCGUAACUGCUUUAUGCUGGACAGGGCCUUCAGGAGGCAGCGAGGUCUCCGAGGUCGCAUUAGGGCGAGCAUGCGGAACUGUGGAGGCAUUUGCCACGUCUAGUGUUGUGUGUGAGUCUCCGCUGGCGGUUUCUGCUUCUCCGGGUGAGAGCCCUUUGGAUGUGCCUUUGCGCUGCUUCCAGCUGCCUUCAACUCCAGUGUCUCUGUCAGUCAUUGGAUCGGAAGCUGCACGGGCCUAUACACGCUCCCUCAUCUGCAAGUCGUGGCUAGGAAGCGGCAUCACACCGGGGGAAGCCGCCCUGCGCGAUGAGUUGCUCCCAUCAGACAUAGACUCUGGAGAGGCAGACUCCUCUGGCAGCAGCAGCCGGAGCUUGCUGCUUGCAGUUGGCCAGAAGGGCCAUACCUGCGUUGUGGAUUGGGAAGGGUCAUUCAGUGCGCGCAUAAUUGAGCAGACUAGUGUUACAGCAGGCCUACUCCCAGACUCACGGUUUGGGGAGGGGCUGACGCACGUAGCUGUACAUUUCCGCCCAGUCGAGAAGGAGCAUAGUUCAGAUGAUUCAGUGCUCCAGCGGACGCCCUUCGAAAGCUCAUUCUGCUGCAGGGCGGCAUACCUUCUGCCUGGACCGGUUGCUGCAGCCAGCAGCCAUCCUUUGUGCCACAGUUUGUUGGCUUUUGGAGGCAAGGAGAACGACGCAAAGGUUUUGGAUCUGGACUACGGCAAGAUUCUUUGGACGGCAAAGAACGUCAAGCACUCUUUCCUUGGACUGCGGAGUGAUGUGGCAGUGACUCAGAUAGACUGGUUGCUGCCAGUACACCCCAUGGUGCUGGCUGUAGGCACUGCGAAGGGUGCAAUGCGGUUCUAUGAUUUGCGCUGUCAGCGCCGACCUGUGCUAGAAGUGUGUGGGGCUACUCAAGAAAAUCGACCUGUCACAGCUCUUUGCAUCCGCCCCACUGCCGAAAUUUUGCGGCAAAAGACGGACAUACGGCUGGCUCUGAGAAGUGCAUCAGAGACUCUUGCUUCUUCUUCCGGCUUCGGACAAUCAAAAGGAGCCCUUCACGCUCAAGACUGUGCUGCAGGGAGAAAUGUGCUUGCUGAUAGUCCCAUUCGCCACGUCUUCGGAGACAAUGCAAACACGAAGGCGGCGCAGGACUUGCUGGCCUGCUGUAGCGGAAAAGAUACUGCCACCGUGUAUUAUGCAGAUUCAUACGGAAUGGUAUAUGGCUUGCGGGUCAUGGGCGGCACAGCUUUAUUGCGUCUGGCUGACAAAACGUGCCCCAAGUACAACCCUUCUUCGUACCGAUCCUCAGGAAACGUGCAGCUGGCCGAUCAGCCUGAUGAGAUUAAGCGGAAGCUCAUUGUGUCUAUGUUAGAGAAGCAAAGAGAGAGACUCACUUCUAAAAAGAACGAUCAUCCUAUCUCAAUUGCUUCUUGCAUUGACCUCCAGCUCGCUGCAGUUCCCAUCGGGGGCUUCAAGGGGGUUAUGGGGGCAGUUGUCGGCUUGGCGCUAGAUCCUGCGGGAGAGCGCCUUCUUGCUGUGGGGAUGGGGCGCCAUGCUUACAUAUUCGACGCUAAGUCACGAAAAUUAUGCUUCCAAGUGUUUUUGAAACAAAAACUGACCUGUGUCUUAUCUGGAGGUGGAGAUGCAGCGGGAGGUGUGAAACAUUGCACACCCUCUAGGGCAGAAGUAUCCAGUAAGGCGGGUGGCAAAACUGAUUCCAGCAGCGCGGAAAGCGAGUCGGACAGUGACUCUGGCGAUUCAGCUAUCCCUGGGUCCGACGCGGAGAAAAGAAGAAGGAGGAUACUCAAGGAACUUCAUGCCGUGCCCCAUGAUAAAGUACAAGAACAAGGCUAUAACGAGCACACAGAUAUGGGCCCUUCAAGUCGGAAGCGAAAGCAUAGGCCAGUUGAGGAACCGGGCAAUCGGAGGCCUAAACCCCACACUAAGUAG